This is a messenger RNA of Recurvomyces mirabilis, 1284 nucleotides long. It is a transcript of the gene aat2, whose product is annotated as Aspartate aminotransferase, cytoplasmic. Lineage: Eukaryota; Fungi; Ascomycota; Dothideomycetes; Mycosphaerellales; Teratosphaeriaceae. Gene Ontology annotation, cellular component: cytosol. The record is from RefSeq and is a predicted model, not a curated record. Gene Ontology annotation, molecular function: L-aspartate:2-oxoglutarate transaminase activity; pyridoxal phosphate binding. The transcript has 2 exons. Gene Ontology annotation, biological process: L-aspartate biosynthetic process. The coding region runs from base 1 to 1284 and encodes 427 amino acids.
AUGGCGCCUCACGCAACCAACGGCGAUGAGCCGAUCAUAACAGCCUUCAAUGCUGAUGUCGUCCCACAAGCACCUGAGGAUCCGCUGUUUGGGUUGAUGGCGGCGUACAGGAAAGACACAGAUUCGAAGAAGGUAGAUCUGGGUAUUGGCGCAUACAGAGACGACAACGCAAAGCCUUGGGUACUCCCAGUGGUGAAAGCGGCCGAUGACCUCCUACGCAAAGACCCAGAUCUCAACCACGAAUACCUACCAAUUGGCGGCCUCGCCGACUUCAAUUUCGCCUCUCAAAAGCUCAUUCUUGGCAAGGACUCGGCAGCGAUCCAGGACAAGCGAGUGAUCUCCCUGCAGACCAUCUCAGGUACCGGUGCUGUACAUCUCGGCUCUGCAUUCAUCUCAAGGUUCUACAAUCCACAAUCGGCGGAGGCCAAGGCGAUAUACUGUUCCUCGCCAACAUGGGCCAACCACAACCAGAUCAUCACAAACGUCCACUUGCCAGUGAAGACCUACCCAUACUUCUCCAAAGAGACGAAAGGUCUAGACUUUGAUGGCAUGAUCAAGGCGAUUGAGAGCGCAGCCGAAGGCAGUGUUAUACUUCUCCAUGCCUGCGCACACAACCCCACAGGCGUAGAUCCCACACGAGACCAAUGGACCAAGAUCGCACACGUCAUGAGACAGAAACGCCACUUCCCUUUCUUCGACUGCGCGUACCAGGGCUUCGCCUCAGGUUCACUCUCCACCGACGCAUGGGCAAUCAAUUACUUCGUAGACCAAGGCUUCGAACUUAUGAUCGCUCAAUCAUAUGCCAAGAACUUCGGCCUGUACGGUGAGCGAGCAGGCUGUUUCCAUUUCGUUGCAGCUCCAUCCGCAAACGCACAAGACGAGGUUGCGCGAGUAGGCAGCCAACUCGCGAUCCUCCAGCGCUCCGAGAUCUCCAACCCACCCGCUUACGGCGCCCGAAUCGCGAGUAUGGUUCUCAACGACGACAAGCUCUUCUCGCAAUGGGAGGAAGAUCUGCGUACGAUGUCUGGUCGUAUCAUCUCCAUGCGCAAGGCGCUGAAGUCGAAGUUGGAUGAGCUGGAGACGCCGGGGAAAUGGGAUCAUAUCACGGAGCAGAUUGGUAUGUUCUCGUUCACAGGGUUGAACGAGCAGCAGGUGGGGAAGUUGAGAGAGAAGUUUCACGUAUACAUGACGAAGAAUGGACGGAUAUCGAUGGCGGGGUUGAACACGAAGAAUGUGGAGUAUUUCGCAAAGGCGCUGGACAGUGUUGUGAGGGAGACGUCUUAG